UAUAAGUUUAUAUGUAGUUUGUAACCAGUUAACCUUAAUGGCAGUUUUUAUUAGAUACACUGAAAGUAUAUAAACGAAAAUAGGAAUAAUAUUUUUUUAAAUUUUAUCGUACAAUUUAUAAAUAUCGAGUUGCUGUGUAAGAUUAAGUAAACAUAAAUAAUGAAUUCACGUGUUCGUUCAAAAAAAUAUGUUCUGAAGGUCACUUGUGUUAUUUAUUUUUAUGAAUUACGAACCAUAGGUUUAUUAAUAUUUUUAUAAAUACGUAAAUUUAUUAUUACAUUAUAAUAUUAUGCAUAUUGUAUUAUUUAUAAUAAUCGUUACCCAACAACAAAACAGUAUAUUAAUUAUUUGAAACGUUCAAUACCUACCUACUUAAUAUCCAAUAUCAAAACUUAAGUAAUUUUAUUGACUAUAUAACAUAAUUCAUCACGUAAUGAAUAAGCGGCACUUAUAGAACAACAAAUAUUGAUGAAUUUCCGAAUAGAUAAAAAUCAUUUGAUAAACUAGGUUCAUCUCGCAAUUUGAACCUUUUAUGCGUCGGAUUUUGCUCCAAAUUGGAUCGACACAAGCAAUCGUUCAGUUCUGACAGACAUACAGUAAAAACAUAAUAUACAGUAUAGGUCAUGCGUCAUAGACACAUCGCUACCACGGACUUCGAUCAAUCGCCACUGUUGCUGAUUCUGCUUCAACUAACCUUCUGGCCGGUCAGCGCAGACAGGCGUUACGAUCACCACUUGCUCGGCACGAGUCCGGCGUGGAACAGUUCUUAUGACCCACGAGCCGUCAUCCACAGUCGGUUCCAAAUGACUCGAUCCGGGCGCGUGAUAGUCGUGUCCCCACGUUUCCGGCCCGGCGUCCCGUUUACGUUGGGCUCGUUCCGGACUGCCGGGCCUGACGACCGGGCCAUCGUUGAACCGGACGUGUUUCCGAUGCCUUCGGGGUACGACGCACACCGGCCUGAAACAACGGCAUCUAGCACUGACUCGAGCACGGUCCCGCUCGUCAACGUCGUCGACCUCAGCAUCGAUAACAUCAACGACGUGGUGUGGUUGUUGGACGUGGGCGUGGUGGACACGAUGACCGGUAGUCCGAGACGUGUCGCCCCGGCAAAGAUCGUCAGAUUGGAAAUCGACGAAGAUCAGGACCACGGAGGACCGCCAAAGUCGUCGUACAAGACGUUCGAAAUCAAGAAGGCGGAGAUCGACACCGCGAACGACGGCGAUACCGAGGUUUCGUCUUGCCUGCAAUACAUUACCACGUUCCGAUCGCGAACCGGAGACUGCAACCAUUACGCUUUCGUGUCAGACGCGGCACGGAGCACGGUUAUAGUGUUGAACACGGAUACUGGUGAUCAGUGGGCCAUGGAUUUCCCGCAAAAGUCAACGGGACCGGAAGCAACGCCACGUGACAUAUUGUUCAUGGUGCUGUUGCAAACGGCCAACGGUCAGACGUGGAUCUAUACCACGUACAUGUCCGGUUGCAAGGUGUUCGCCGUCGACCUCGAGUACAUCGAUCGGUGCACGUUAGACUCAGCCCAGCCUGCCAUCGUCGAGGUAGGACACAAACCAUACCAGAUCACCGUGCUCGGCACGGACACCGGUAGCCAGAUGUACUUCCGGCGGCCCUCCGAGAACGAGAUAUGGUCGUGGGACGCCAACUACGGCCCAUUUCAUCCGAUUGGCUUUCAUCUGGUAUCCAAGGGCCGGGACUGCCGAGCCCCAGUGCACGUGGCCCCCGGUUACGGUGGAUUUGUUUACGUGCUCAGGAACAACUUUGCCGACUACGUGCGCAAUAUCACCGGUUCGAUGGGCGCUUACAGCCUUAUACAGCCCGUGUUGACCCUGCCUUCGUCUCGUUUGGACUCCACAACUUGCACGAUGUCGUCCAAAGCCGACAGUUGUUCGUAUCAGCUAAUCUGA
Aphis gossypii (cotton aphid) is the source of this 1919-nucleotide messenger RNA. RefSeq lists its product as uncharacterized. Bases 624 to 1919 code for a protein of 431 amino acids. Gene Ontology annotation, cellular component: extracellular region. NCBI's taxonomy places the organism in Eukaryota, Metazoa, Arthropoda, Insecta, Hemiptera, Aphididae. The record is from RefSeq and is a predicted model, not a curated record. The transcript has 4 exons.